This is a messenger RNA of Prosopis cineraria, 1923 nucleotides long. Its product is annotated as protein ROH1-like. The transcript has 3 exons. The coding region runs from base 461 to 1636 and encodes 391 amino acids. Lineage: Eukaryota; Viridiplantae; Streptophyta; Magnoliopsida; Fabales; Fabaceae. The record is from RefSeq and is a predicted model, not a curated record.
AUUUUCCUUUCGUGACAUCAGUUCCUUCAACCGGCGACAACCAAAGCGAGGGCUUAGGUCCUUCGCUAGGGUUUGCGAAUCCGCCAUUGCCCAUUGCUAUAUGUUUAUGCUUGUUACAACUACUUUUUGCUUCUACAAGCUUCAAAGUUCUUACUUUUGUGCUUUCCCUUUGAACUCGAUCCUUUUGAAAGACUCAUGUUCCAUGUGUUCUCGGUACCUGAUUCGAAGUUCAAAGCUUGCUUGAAUUUGCAUCUGGGUGUUGACAAUUCUGAAGCUUUCAGGGGAAAGAUUUGAUUGUUUGUUGAGAUUGUUUUUGCCCCAAAAUAAAGUCAAUUACGAAGAAAUUAUUUGAUCUCGAGCAAGGUUUUGCAAAUUCUUAUGUUCGAGUUUGAAGUGAUGGAGGGCAUAUGAUUGGAAGAACACUGAGGAUCCUGAGGGGGUUCUUCUCUGAAGUUUUACAAUGUCGUCUGCGGAUAGUCAGGGCCCCUCAACACCUUUUUCCUCCAUUGGCCGCUCAUUAUUUGGUAUCCGGCGGGAGCAGGUUCAUUCUGUGGAAGUGAGUCAUGAAUCCAGAUCCCAUGAUACAGGGCUUGAAUCAUUCCAGAAGCAGGUUACAGAUAGAUUCCAUGAACUUUGUGGGGUCAGUGAUGAUGAAGUGCUCUCUAUCCAAUGGAUGCUGAAGCUCCUGGAUGCAUUUGUCUGCUGCCAAGAGGAAUUCAGAGCUAUUCUGCUGAAUAAGAAAGAGCAGGUCUCAAAACCCCCUCUUGAUCGGAUAAUUUCUGACUUAUUUGAGAAUUCAGUAAAGGCACUUGAUAUUUGUAAUGCAAGUCGUGAGGGGAUUGAGAAGAUUCGUGUGUGGCAAAAACAAGUGGAGAUUGUCAUGUCUGCCUUGGAUUCUAAAAAGAGAGCAUUAAGUGAAGGCAUGUUUCGGAGAGCAAGAAAGGCACUGAUGGAUUUGGUACUGGCAAUGCUUGAUGAGAAAGACACUGGAUCUGCCUUUUCACAACGCAACCGAUCCUUUGGGCGUCAUAACACAAGCAAAGAUAAGCAUCAUCACUCAGGGCAUUCUCGAUCUCAUUCUUGGAGUGUAUCUCGCUCCUGGUCUGCAGCCAAGCAACUGCAAUCCAUUGCAAAUAACUUGGUGCCUCCUCGUGCAAAUGAGAUUGCUGCAACAAACGGUCUUGCUAUUCCUGUGUUUACAAUGUACUCUGUUCUUCUGUUUGUUAUGUGGUCUCUAGUUGCAGCGAUUCCUUGUCAGGAUAGGGGUCUGAAUGUCCAUUUCUCAAUCCCCCGGCAGUUCUCAUGGAGCACUCCCUUAAUCUCACUUCACGAACGAAUCUUGGAGGAGUCUAAGAAGCGUGAACGCCGGAACUCAAAUGGCUUGUUGAGGGAGAUAUAUCAAGUGGAGAAAUGCACCCAACACUUGACAGACUUGGUGGAUUCAGUCCAGUUUCCAUUGACAGAGGAGCAGAAAUUGGAAGUUGAACAGCUUACAGAGGAGUUAAACUUGAUUUAUGAAUCUUUUAAAAAUGGUUUGGAUCCGCUGGAGUGCCAUGUGAGGGAAGUUUUCCGGAAGAUCAUGACUUGCAGAACUGAGGGGCUUGAAUACUUGAGUAUGUCAGGCUAUAGAGAGUAAAGAAAUUGGUGAACGGUUACAGAGGAGGAUCAACUGUACAAAUUUGUGAAGCGUACACAUUUUGUAUCUUGCUUUUUGGAAGGAGGAAGAGAUACCAAUGCGUUUAGAGUAUAAACUAUUUAGCUGCCUUGUAUUUAUCUCAGUACUUGUGUGAAAGAACAUAAUGUUCCUGAAUUUCUCAUGCCUUAUUUUCUCAUAUGGUUUAUGUCUUACACUUGCACUGGACUUGGUAUAUUUGUAAUACAGUAAAUUUACAAUGAGAAAAAAGAAAAUAUAUUUAUGGCCUU